AUGGACGAGAUCUCAGAAGAGCUCGAAGCCUUGCAGACUGAGUUGACCGUGCUGGGCUUGAAGGAAGAUAAGAUGCAAGAUCAAAUCGAUCAGGUGAACACGCGCCUUCAGAUAGUUGAAUCCUUGGAAAAGCAAUUGGGAAAGGUUGAGCUCUUGGUCGAGAAUAAUUCCAAGGUACAGCAAGACAUCUUCGCCAUACUACGUGAAAUGCGAGCAGAGAAACCUCCCUCCCCUGUUCCCCAAGCGUCUGCUUCUUUGGUUGUUCAACCCAGCAUACAACCACAGACCCAACCGGAUCCAGGGGCCACAACAGCAAAUUCCACAGGAGAAACUCUUACCACGCCACAGGGACAGCAAACGCAACUGCUAAACAGUUUGACAGGCAGAAAUGUCAGUCAGCAAACUCCACCAGUAGUGAUUACUGCGAUGCAACACCAAACUGACAGAGCAAUGCAGUUUCUGAAGAGCAUUUCCAAAGGUCCUAAGAUAGAUUUCCCUACUUUCAGCGGGGAUAAUCCCUUGGGAUGGAUCAGACAAGUCAACAAAUAUUUUCAGCUGGCUCAAAUUCCUGAUGAGUGCAAAGUGGAUUUAGCAUUGACGUACAUUGUUGGGAGGGCUGAUAAUUGGGUCAGGAGUGCUAGAAUGGAAAAUAAUAGAUUACCAUGGCCAGAUUUUUGCCGAGCAUUAUGUGACAGGUUUGCAGAAUCUAGCAUUUAUGAAAUACUGGAAAAAUUCCAUAGCCUCAAACAGAACACUAUGUCAGUAGCUGCUUAUACUGAUAAGUUUGAGGAAGUAAUGGCAGUGGUUAGGGAUGAACAUCCAUACCUGCAAGAAAACUAUUAUAUAGUGAGCUUUGUCAAUGGACUUAAACCCAGCAUCCGAUGUAAUUUGAGACCACAAAGACCUACUACUCUAAGCCAGGCAUAUUGGCUUGCCAGAGACUAUGAAAGUGGACUGCAGGCAAAAUAUCUGUCUUACAUCAACCACCAAGAAAAACAGUCUCAAACUCACUCUGGACAGUCCAAAACUACUAUCCUGCCAGCUCCUAACUUACAAAUCCCUCCUCCAGCAGCAGCUAUAAGGAAACCAGGGGUUUGUUGGAGAUGCAAUGGACCUUGGGUUCCUGGUCAUAAGUGCAAACAAUCUCCUGCACUACAUGCCAUUGUUAGUGAGAAUGAACCUAAAGAUAUGUCACCUGAAGAAGAAGCACAAUUAGCAGUACUAACUGCAGAAUGGCAAUUUACAGAGCUAAUAGAUAAAUGUAUGCACAUCUCUGCACAAGCUGUAUCAGGGGACUCCUCUGAAUCCACUAUAGCAGUGAGCAUUUUUCUGGGAGGAAAAAAAGGAGUAGCCCUAAUAGAUACUGGGAGCACUAAUACAUUCAUUGAUCUCAAAUUUUCCCUGAAGGCUAAUUGCCAAUUGGUCAAUACCCCAACUCAAAAAGUGACAGUGGCUGGUGGUGGUUCUUUAAAUUCAGGAGCUGUUGCACCGAACACUAAUUUCAAAAUAUACAAUGAGGACUUCUCCAAUGAUCUAACAGUGUUAGAUUUCCAAGGCUAUGAUAUUGUUUUAGGGUGUGAUUUUCUGAAAAAGCACAGCCCUCUAUCAAUGGACUUUGAUGCAAGAACUGCCACUAUCAACAAGGACAAGACACAGUCUGUAACAUUUGCAGAUUGUACAGUGGCACAACCACCUAAGCUCAUUUCUGCAGAAAAAGCAGAGAAGUUAUGUUCACAGGGAGCAGUGGGUUUUGCAAUGAGUCUCCAAUUUAUGACCCAAGUCAGUAACUAUAGUUGCAUAUCUACCCAGCCUGAGCCAAAGAUUACAGAGGAACCCUUGCCAGUUUUGGAACAAUAUAAGGAAUUGUUCACAGAACCAACUAAUCUGCCACCCACCAGAGAAUGUGACCACACCAUUCCUCUUAAAGAAGAUACCACACCCCCCAAUGUGAGACCAUACAGAGUCCCUCAUUUACAGAAAAAUGAGAUGGAACAGCAAAUUCAACUGUUGCUUUCCAGGCACAUAAUUCAGCACAGCAUGAGCCCAUAUGCUUCUCCUGCUAUCCUUGUCAGAAAAAAAGGAGGAACUUGGAUACUUUGCAUAGACUACAGGAAAUUGAAUGCACAAACAGUUAAAAACAAGUUUCCUAUACCUGUCAUAGAGGACCUCCUAGAUGAGUUACAUGGAGCAGCUAUCUUCAGCAAAUUGGACUUGAGAUCUGGUUAUCAUCAAAUUAGAAUGAAAACUGAAGAUGUUCACAAAACUGCAUUUAGAACUUAUUCUGGACAUUUUGAGUUCUUGGUUAUGCCCUUUGGCCUCACCAAUGCACCUGCUACCUUCCAGGCCUUGAUGAACAAAAUCUUUGCACCCUAUUUGAGGAAAUUUGUGUUGGUAUUCUUUGAUGAUAUACUAAUUUUCAGUAAGACUCCAGAAGAACAUAAGGAACAUCUGGCCUUAGUAAUGGAAUUGCUCAAAAAACACCAGCUCUUUUUAAAUCAAGCAAAAUGCACCUUUGGUACUCCUACUGUGGAAUAUCUUGGACAUGUUCUUUCUGCUCAGGGGGUUGCUACAGACCCUGACAAAAUCUCAGCUAUAAAACAAUGGCCAAUACCAUCUACAACAACUGAAUUAAGAAGUUUCCUGGAUCUGGCAGGUUACUACAGAAGAUUUAUAAAGGACUGUGGCCUCAUUUGUAGACCACUCCAUGAUCUUCUAAAAAAGGAUGCAUUUCUAUGGCCCCCCUACAAACAGAAGCUUUUGAGAAAUUGAAGUUCAGUCUAUCACAUGCACCAGUGUUAGCAUUGCCUGAUUUCUCCAUUCCUUUUGAACUAGAGUGUGAUGCAUCUGGAGCUGGGAUUGGAGUUGUUCUCAUGCUAAAG
Molecule: messenger RNA, 2879 nt
Organism: Triticum aestivum (bread wheat)
Lineage: Eukaryota; Viridiplantae; Streptophyta; Magnoliopsida; Poales; Poaceae
Exons: 1
Coding region: 1-2769 (922 amino acids)
Source: RefSeq, a predicted model, not a curated record